AACUUCUCUUUCUCUCUGCAGCAGCAAACGUCUAAUAAUGAAUGUUUUGACGCUGAUUAAAGCGAAGCUAAGCUGAAAAUGGAGAACCGGGAGGAACAAGAGGAAGAAGACGACCUUCAGCGUCAGCCAAACCGCAACAAAACAGUGAUAAGAAUCCCUUCAUACCAAGAAGUUUUAGAGAGCUCUCAGUCGAAAUCGACCCCACCUUCUCUCUUCACCCCUUCUGCUUCUUUCUCUCAAGCUUUCUCUUUCCUCAAAUCCUCUGAAUUCUACUCUCCUCCUCCUCCUCCUCCGUCUCUUCCGCCUCCAACCGCCAACGUCUCCGCUGCCGCCGCCACCGCCGCCACCUCGACGUGGAGUGUUGCUGGCACAUCCAGUGCUGUUGCUGGGUCAUCGUCAAAAUCCUCUUUUGCCGCGCAGAGCCGCAAUGCGAUCCUGGUUAGCCAUAGACAAAAGGGUAAUCCCUUGCUCAAACAUAUCAGGAAUGUGAGGUGGGCUUUUGCCGACAUUAUUGGUGACUACUUACUUGGGCAGAACUCAUGUGCUCUUUAUUUGAGCCUUCGUUAUCAUCUGCUGCAUCCAGAUUACCUAUACUAUCGUAUAAGGGAGUUACAGAAGAACUACAAGCUCCGUGUUGUUUUAUGUCAUGUUGAUGUGGAGGAUGUAGUUAAGCCUCUUCUUGAAGUGACAAAAACAGCUCUGCUCCAUGACUGCACACUCUUGUGUGGUUGGAGCUUGGAAGAGUGUGGCCGCUACUUGGAGACUAUAAAAGUCUAUGAAAACAAGCCAGCAGACAUCAUUCAAGGGCAAAUGGAUACAGACUACCUAUCAAGGCUGAAUCAUGCUCUAACAACAGUUCGACAUGUCAAUAAGACAGAUGUUGUCACCCUUGGUUCUACAUUUGGGUCUCUUUCUCAUAUCAUGGAUGCUUCAAUGGAAGAUUUAGCUCGAUGUCCUGGUAUAGGGGAGCGCAAGGUAAGGCGCUUGUAUGAUACUUUUCACGAACCAUUCAAGCGAGUGGUUCCAAACAUUGCUGCUGCAGCUCCAGAAGCUCCUGUGGAGAAAAAUGCUGAAACUGGUUCAAUAAGUGAAGAACAGGAAUCUGUAGAUGAUUUUGCACAGACGAGCAAGCGCCAGAAAAAAGAGCCCGAAUUGACUGUUAAGUCGGCCCUUUCUGCGGCUUUUUCGAAAUAUGCUGAUAAAAUUGGUAAAAGAAACACUAAACCACGAGAUGGGAGGGGAGGCGAACCAAGUACAGGCCAAGACACAGAUGCUGAGAAAAGCUGUUGAGAGAUUUAUGUUUUGGCAGAGUAAAGCCUUCAACAUGAGGAACCAUCUGUUCCAGGCAUUUGGAUCCCUGCUUCAUGCUACUGGAAGUACAUUGACAUUCUUUUUGUUCCCUGACCAGAUACUUGCAUAUUAUCUAUUACUCUACUUUUGCCCAAAUUCUGUUAGAUGUAUUUGAGAGCAGCAGUCACGAAGAGAAGAUUUUCAUUUCCUAGCUAUUUCUAUGUUGUAUUGGAUACCGGAACUUCUCAUCCUGAUGUUUCAUUUGUGUAUAAGUUUCUUUGUAAAAUAUGUUGAUUAUGUUGUGGCUCUCGACAUAUUGUAGAAGCUGAUCGAAUUGAUGUCAGAACUUGUAAGAUGUGCUGUUAAACUGUAUCCAGAAAUGUAACGAAAGAUUUGAUCUUAUGAUA
Molecule: messenger RNA, 1697 nt
Organism: Rhodamnia argentea
Lineage: Eukaryota; Viridiplantae; Streptophyta; Magnoliopsida; Myrtales; Myrtaceae
Product: DNA excision repair protein ERCC-1
Exons: 9
Coding region: 79-1290 (403 amino acids)
Biological process (GO): meiotic mismatch repair; nucleotide-excision repair; UV-damage excision repair
Cellular component (GO): nucleotide-excision repair factor 1 complex; nucleus; ERCC4-ERCC1 complex
Molecular function (GO): single-stranded DNA binding; damaged DNA binding
Source: RefSeq, a predicted model, not a curated record